Messenger RNA from Entrophospora sp. SA101, 828 nucleotides. NCBI's taxonomy places the organism in Eukaryota, Fungi, Glomeromycota, Glomeromycetes, Entrophosporales, Entrophosporaceae. The record is from the annotation of a GenBank genome assembly.
AUGGAUAUGCAACAAUGCAAAAUCUUCGGGAAUGAUUAUAACAAUAGGAAAUUUUACAACGCACUAAGUUCUUUUUUAACUCAAUUGGAAUUGGUUUGGAAAAUGCCACUAUAUCAACAAAAAUCACCUGAUCUUAAUGAGAGAUCAUAUACACAUCAGGUCAUCAAGUGUAUUUUUGAUUUUAUGUUUUAUAAUAUAGAACAUGUCAACUUAGAAUACGACAGACAAAGCGAGUCUACUAAAAAUAGGAAUGGGGGUAAUUCAGGACCAAUUCGACUUCCUGAUGUGAUGAUCUCAAAAAAAUACGAAGGAUCCGAUCACAAGUGGGAAUUUGCAUUUUCAGAGGUCAGUUAUGCCCCAUAUUCGUUUGAGGAAGAUCACUAUUUAGAAGAUAUAACACGACAAGCUAAAUUUUCUAAAGAUGAUUGGAAUCAUGGAUUAAAAUAUAUACAAAGUCAUAAUAUACCUGAAGCCAAAGAAAUCUGGGAUAAAUUUAAUCAUAUAAUAAUCCAUUUCUAUAAAACAAUGAUGGACAUUUACGUUCUAGACCGUGUAAUGAAACCAUUUCACAGAAUGGUCUUGGUCAAAUCAAUAGAAAUACCAUUGUUAAAUAAUAAUAAUGAUUUCGCAAUCAAACAAGUGAGCAAACUAUGUGAAUCGAUACUAUUUGCAAAUAAAUUAAUAUUAGAAAAUAUUAGACACAUAGAUUCGAUAAAUCAAUUAUUGAUAAACAAAUCACCAAGGACACUAGCAACACCAGAAACAGCAGAACAAGGGAGCAUAAUCCUGACGAUUAACUCACCGAAUGAUUAUGCUUAUUAUAUUUAA